This is a messenger RNA of Drosophila bipectinata, 3309 nucleotides long. RefSeq lists its product as uncharacterized. Gene Ontology annotation, biological process: regulation of DNA-templated transcription. Gene Ontology annotation, molecular function: DNA-binding transcription factor activity, RNA polymerase II-specific; RNA polymerase II cis-regulatory region sequence-specific DNA binding. Lineage: Eukaryota; Metazoa; Arthropoda; Insecta; Diptera; Drosophilidae. The record is from RefSeq and is a predicted model, not a curated record.
UGUUGCCCCUGCUCUGCCGUCUUGGCUCUGGUGGCUCUGCCUCGGUUGUACUGCCACCGCCCCCGCCCCUGCCCCUGGCAGUGUCAUGUAGCCUUAACGGAGACGCCUCUGGCAUUUUCAUUUUCUCAACCCGAACCGAACCAAACCGAACCGAAAAAGUCAUCGCAACACAAAGUCAGGCAGGCAGGCAUUUAGAGGCAGCCGCGCAGCCGCAGUCGCUGCUCGAAAUUCACUCUUGGCUUGGGGAUUUACUUUCCGCUCUGGCUGGGCCUGGAACGGAGCUAGCCAUUUCGCUGUUAUUUUCGACUAGACUGCUCUUUGCUUUUUGCUAGCAGCUUAAAAAGUGAAAACCGCCCACAACCGCAACAAGCGCCACAACGUAUCUACAAGAUACAAUUAUUUUUCCACCACCCUCGGGCACAGGUGACAACAACAACAACGACAGCCACAAAAUGCGUCAGCUGUGCGGCAGCGUCUACACCUGGAACUGUGCCGGGGAACUGUACGCCAUCGAGUGCUCCUUGUGCGAGGAGCGUCCUCUGUGCGCCCUCUCCGAAUUCCCGGAGCACAUGGACGUCUGGCACUCGGACUGGCAGGCUCCGCUGCCUCCCGAUGAAGACGCCGCUCCUGCCGCAUCCUCGCCAGUUCCCCAGCCCGAGGACGAGCUCAUGCAGGAGGUCCUGGCCGAGCAGGGCAUCAACGGCGAGGACAAUGAGCUGAAGCAGCAGCUGGUCCUCGAGCUAAACUCCAGCGAGGAGGAGCUGCUCUCGGACGACGAGGAGCUGAUCGAGGAACUCCAAAUUGCAGAGAGGGAGUCGCCGGGAGAACCCCCAGAAAAUGUUCCGGACUCAACUACCAAUCUGGAGGAGCCAUCGUCUCCAGUUCCUGAAGGCCAACGCCUCACCACCCAGCACGUCCACCGCCUCAUCGAGCUGUACCGCUCGGAACCUCGGCUCUGGAACCAGACCCACGACCAGUUCCGUGACAUGGAGCUGUGCCGCGAGUCCUGGCGCCGCAUCACCGAGUCCUGGAGCGCCUACUGCGGCAGGAGCUUCAGUGUGACAGACGUGCGCAUCCGAGUGUCCACCCUGUGCCAGCGAUUCCUCAAGCAGCGGGAGCGCCUCGAGGCGGACGGAGGAGAGCUGGACGAUGCGGCCAAGUUCGUCCACUUCGACCAGCUGAGCUUUCUCUGCGAACAGCAGUCCCUGCUGAACCGGCAGAGGCACUACGUCCGGGAGAACCGCCGCCUGCUCGAGCUGUACGAGCACUAUCCGGUGCUGUGGCACAACGCCCACAAGAGGAUCAGAUGUCCGGAGACGGUGAAGCGUCGCCACGAGGCCCUCCGCGGCCUCCAACUGGCCUUGCGGCUGUCCGGUAUCAGUCUGUCCCCGGUGGUCAUCCAGAGGAGACUGCAGUCCCUGAGGAAACGCUAUCGCCUGGAGAAGAUCAGCUAUUUGCACAGCGUGGUGGCCGGAAAGCAGGCGGAAUUCGUGUCCGGAUUCGAGCACUACGGGGAAAUGGAGUUCCUCAACAAGCACAUCGAUCCCUAUGUGUGUGCCGUGUGUGGGAAGAUCUUCGAGAACCUGGCAGGACAUCAGGCUCACGUCCAAAGCGGCUGUGAGCAGGAUGCCAAGACCGCGGAGGAUGUUCCUUUUCAGGAGGCCAAGGAUCCCAUCUCGCCGGAUAAAAAGGACCCUGAAAAAGAGCCGGAAAAAGCGAAGGCAACUGAGGAUCUACCUUCUUUGGAGGAAGCCUGUGCUGCAGUCUCCAGUGAGCUGGACACUUCCAUGGGUGGAAGUCCCUCUCUGGGGGGAGAGGACUCCACUUCCGAGGCAGCCCGUCUCCGGAUGAGCCCGGAACACACACAGAUCCUGGUCGAACUGUAUCGGAGCCAGGUGUGCCUCUGGGACCCCAACCACCUGGACUACCACGCCCGGAAACAGCGUCGCCAGGCCUGGCAGAAGAUCACCGAGGAUCUCAACACCAAAACUGGACAGACUCUGAACUGGCAGCAGGUGCACCGCAAGAUUAUGGACUUCAUAAAGUACUACAAGAAGGAGAGGACCAGAAGCCAGGAGGGGCCCAAGGAAGGCGAUCCCCUGAAGGAGCAGUGGAACCUGUUCGAGGAGUUCCGCUUCUUGGACGACGUCCUGCCCAUCAGCAAUGAGCUGCAGAAGUCCACGAAUCAGAGGGAGAGCAACCUGAAGAUCAUCUCGGUGUACCAGAGCUACUCCCAGCUCUGGUGCACGGAUCAUCCGGACUACACGAAGCGCAGGCAGCGCCAGAGGCAACUGGAGUCCUUGUGCAACCGCUUGCAGGAGGAGUGCAACAUCCAGAUGACGGUGGAGCGCCUGAAGAGCCGCCUCAUAGACUUCCGGUGUCAGUAUCGCCAUUGCAAGGAAGCCCGGAUGGAGGCUCUGAAGAAGUCCGAGGACUGGACGCCCACCUACGAGUUCUACGAGCCCUUGCGCUUCCUGGAGCUGCAUGUGGCGCCCUUCCAGUGCCCCCGGUGUCCGGCGAACUUCAAGAGACGCACCGACUUCCUGCAGCACGAGAGGAAUGUGCACACGGACGUCGAGCGCAGCCUGGACGGGGAGUUCCGCUACGUGAAGCGCCGGCGUGGCAAGAAGUUCCAAGAGGACCAGGAUCAGGACCUGGACCUGACCAACGUCUGCCACAUCUGCGGCCUCAAGUUCACCCUCCGCACCAGUCUGAUGGCCCAUUUGAGGCGCCACCUGGGCCAGAGGAGCCAUGCCUGCGGCGAGUGCCCCAAGAAGUUCUUCAACUCCACGUCCCUGCGCGUCCACCAGCGCAGCCACACCAAGGAGCUGCCCUACGUCUGCGAGCACUGUGCCCGAGGCUUCGUCAAUGCCAGCAAGCUGAACCAGCAUGUGAAACGGCAUCGCAACCAGAGGGACUUCCCCUGCAACCGAUGCGACAAGGCCUUCUAUACGGCCCACGAACGCGAUCGGCACCUGAGGGCCCACUUGAACAUUCGCGACAAGGUCUGUCCCUACUGCUCCCGGGCCUUUGUGGUGGGCAGUGCCUACUACGCCCACCUCAAUCUCCACCGGAGCGAGAAGCGCUACGGUUGCGCAGCCUGCGGCAAGAGGUUCGCCCAGUACGCCGGGUUGUACAAGCACCGGAGGCGCUGCCUGCCCGCCGAGGUCAUCGAGGAGUGAGCCUGCGAACUGGCCUUGACCUAAUCCCUAACCCUGGAGACUGAAUCACUUCUGGAAUAUGAAAGAGGUGACAUCUAAAAACCCUACAUUCCGGCCUUUUGUGUUCCAAAACCAUAACAAUACUCUU